CGUAAUUACCGAAUCUUCACAUGAUGAUCAACAUUGAACAGCAGCAAGCUAAGCCCCCAAAAGAGGGAACGUAACCCUCCCUCUCCUUAAGUUUUAAGUUAGGCUACACAACACAUUAGCUAGAUUCAAGCUCUCUAUCUAGCUAUCUCACUAAAUAGACUCCAUCGAAACUCGUUUUCCCCCCAAAAACUACUCUUCCCCACUUCAUUUUUCUUGCCUUCACUUCCCUUCCCUUCUCUCUAUACUAUACUUCUCUCCAUCGUCUCCCCCAUUCUCUUGCUCUCCAUGCUUCCUCCAAUUCCCUUAACAACCCUUCUCGGCCUCAAGUUGUUCCUCCAUGGCCGCCGCAAUAUUGAAACUACCAUCACUAGCCUUGUUGCUCCUCCUCCUCUGGCUCUCCCUUCUCUUUCAUGAAUUCUACGGCUUCAAGAGACAUACGGUCAUCACCUCCAACCCAUCCACAUUCCAUGCGUCCCGGCCGGCGGUAGUGGUGAACCACAGGAAAGUUCUGGCCAGCAACUUCGACUUCUCUCAAUUCCGAAAGCCAACAACGACGACGACUCAUCAUCACCACCAUCACCGUGUAACGUCGAGUCCGCCGCCGGAGAUCGAUCCUAGAUAUGGCGUCGACAAGCGGCUAGUCCCUACGGGUCCAAACCCAUUGCACCAUUAAUGAUGAUCAUGAUCAAUGGUUAAUCGUCAUCAUUGUUAUGAUGUUAUCUCUCUCUCUCCCGUUGUUCUCUUUUGUCUGGUGCCAAAGUUACUAUUAAUUAUGAAUGCAUCAUCAUCAUCAUCUUCACCAAAUGUUAAUCAUGAUCAGGUUUGGUGAAAUCAAGAUAUCUUGAGGGACAAUUAAUAUGAGAGAGUUAGCUAGCUUUCAUGAUUACCUUGAAUGAUACAUGUUUCCUAGUAUAGUAGUAACUCUUCCUCCCUCCCCGGCUCCAAAUCCUUUGUUUCGUUUUGUUACCUUAAUUUUUUUUUUAUUAAUCACUUACCUAGCGUCCAGUUUUCAUGAUUAGUAGAUAUGUAAUAGCUAGAGAGGAGAUUUUAUAUAUAAUUUUGUAAAGAUUAUGAUAAAUUUUCAUGAAUACA
Molecule: messenger RNA, 1092 nt
Organism: Linum trigynum
Lineage: Eukaryota; Viridiplantae; Streptophyta; Magnoliopsida; Malpighiales; Linaceae
Source: the annotation of a GenBank genome assembly